Sinocyclocheilus grahami is the source of this 1677-nucleotide messenger RNA. Its product is annotated as UPF0600 protein C5orf51 homolog. The transcript is spliced from 6 exons. The record is from RefSeq and is a predicted model, not a curated record. The coding region runs from base 211 to 1032 and encodes 273 amino acids. Gene Ontology annotation, biological process: mitophagy. Lineage: Eukaryota; Metazoa; Chordata; Actinopteri; Cypriniformes; Cyprinidae.
CCAUUCAUCACUUCUGCCAAUAUUUCAAUCCACUGUUAUCAAACAAAGAGUAUUAUGGGGAUAAUUUGGGUAAGGGUGGACAAAGUAAGCUCUUACUUUGAUGUAAGUGCCAGGCGUGAAGUUUAUGAAUGAAAUGAAAGAAGAAAGCAUCCCUGUAAUCCUCGCACGUGAGUAAUCGCGCGCUCGUCACGUGACUGUCGCUUUGCAGUCAUGGCCGACGACUACAGACGAAGCGUCGAGCUGGAGAGGAGGAUUUUUGAGUUAGAUAACAAGUGUGCCACUCUUCGGACGGAGAAACCAGGUAACCGGGAAUCAUGUCGUCAGUUGCGCAAUACCAGCCUCCCGUCAAUGUGUGCCCAGCCUGUUCAACUGAGUAAAAGAAUAUGCAAUAUGAUUUAUAUUGUUGUCUUGGACAUUACAUUCUAUGAGGAAAACAGGCUUGUAGAUCAGGAGUUUCCUGAGGACACUUCCCCUUUUAAAAUUCAGCAGUUACUACAGGACUUGACAGAGCCAGAGGUGUUAGCAGGGCGACUGGUACCUGCACAAGAGGUGCAGUCUGUGCUGGGGCUGGAGCUGCUGGAGUGCCUAUACUGGAGGCGUGGGGCAUUAUUAUAUAUGUACUGCCACACACUACACCAACGCAAGCAAUGGAUCAAGAAGAACAAAGCCACUUUCCUUAAGUGUCUUCAAGAAGGUGUGCGUUACCUUAUGAGAAUGUUGCAAGUGAGGAACUCAGUCAAGCUGAACGAUGGUGUGGUUUUUCAUGACUCUGCAACCGCCAAUUUUCUGGCAGAAGGUAUCUUUUCUGAUACUCACUUGCUUACAAUGAUGUACAUUGGUGAGAUGUGUUUCUGGGCAGUGAAAUAUGAGGACUGCAGCAUGGACACCACAGAGCGCAAAGAGGACAGGCUUCAUUUCCGAGAUAUUGGCACACAAAUCCUCCAUAAGUACGUGCUGGCAUGCGAGGGGCCACUUCAGGGUCAGGGCUGGAACACAGAGAAUGCCAAGGAGAUCCUUAAUAUUUUACAGUAAACCUGGAGAGAGCUUUUAGGAGAGGAGAUUCUCAAAAAUGUCAUUGUUCUGAAGCUAGCAAAAAAGAAAAAGAAAAGUAAAACAAACACACAAAAAAGAUUUAAAAAGAAAAAUACUGAAAACAAAAAAGGCACUUAUCUUCCGGUCCAGAUUUGUUUUCUGGGUGUGUGUUUUCGCCGAGAAUGUGGAAUAAUACUUCUAAUGUAAAAUAUAAACAAAUAACUAUUUGUUUAAGGAAAAAAAAUUCCAGCUGAGAAACAUCGCAACUUUUUAUUUAUUUUAAUUUUUAUUUAUUUAUUUUUAAUUACAUUACAUUUAUAAAUGUAAUUUAUAUAUGUUAUUAAAACAAAUGGUACAAAGGAGAGGGAAAUGCAGGUAUAUGUUGCAUAUUUAAGUAUUUGUGACCAUUUUUAAGUAUGGAUCUUUUCAUUUUAAUAACAUCUUUGUAUAUGACACCUCUUCUGCUCACUUAUUAAAAGUUGCAUCUUUAUUCCUUUCAUUGACCAGAUGUUUAGAGAUGGGAAUUUGGAUAUUUUGAUAGUAUACUUUUAAAAAGCUAAACGUUUUGGUCAUAUUCUUUUUCAAAUGAAGUUCAUUUUUUGUUUUUUAUGUCUUCAUUGAAAUAAAUUUUGGGUUAAGAAAUGU